Molecule: messenger RNA, 5173 nt
Organism: Humulus lupulus (European hop)
Lineage: Eukaryota; Viridiplantae; Streptophyta; Magnoliopsida; Rosales; Cannabaceae
Exons: 5
Coding region: 82-3861 (1259 amino acids)
Biological process (GO): mitotic sister chromatid segregation
Cellular component (GO): condensin complex; nucleus
Source: RefSeq, a predicted model, not a curated record
CACCGCCUUUCUUUCUUCGUUUUUUUUUUGUUUGAAAAAGUUUUCAGAAAAACACAGAUAAUUGCCAUUGUUACAAUAAACAUGGAGAAGCAGCUACGUUCCAGUCUUCGAUCCUCAGCAGAGGAAUUUAUCGCUUCAGCUUCAAAAUUCGGCCUUAAAUCUUCAAGGUCAGCUCUUAAAACCCUAAUUCACGCCAUAAAUGCCUCUUCCGACCUCUGCUCCUCUCUACCUCUCUCUCUCAACACCUCCAUUUCUCAAGCUAUCGAAUCCUUUCGCAACCCUCCUCGGCCCAAAUCCGAACCGAUGUCUAACGGGAGUCCCGGUAAGUCGUCGCUCUCGCCCCCAACCAAACGCCACCGAAGAUCAUCUCGGAACCCCAGGACCCGGCUCGAACGCGACCCGGAACUCAAUUCGGCGCCUAAUUCAAAUGAUGAGAAGCAUAAAAUCACGCAAAGUCUCCAAGCUAUCACUUACAUUACGCGAUUGUGCGUUUCGCACCCGAAGAAGGUGUUUUCGCCGUUAGAUUUGUUGCCGGGGGUUCAAGGUUUGCAUGAUAAUCUGAUCGUUUUCGAGUCGGAUUCGGCGUUGUCGUCGGAGAUUGUGAACUUGUGCGAAGAGUGGUGGAAGGAGGAUUUGGCGGGUCGAGAAUCGUUGAUUUCUCAGUCACUUCCUUUCUUGAUGUCGAGGUCAUUGACUUUGAGUAAGAAGCAGGAUGUGUAUAGAGUAUGUGCCCUUCGCGAGGCCUUUAUUCUGUUUGAUUUCGAGGACGAAAGCAUUGAAGACCUCAAGCUUUUGUUGAUACGGUGUGUGAUUGCUCCAUUGUAUAUGAAAACAGAGGAAGGGAGGAGAUUCAUUGCUUUCGCUUUCGGACUAAGUAGGCAGCUGUUGAAGGAGUUUCUGGCCAUGAUUCGGUCUCAAAUUCCUUUCGGGAGUAAAUCAAUGCUGGAGGCUUAUGGUGACGUUUUGUUUCGAGCUUGGAAAAUCGCUGAGAUGGACACCAAGGAGGAGAUUGAAAAUGGGUUUUUGCAGGGUUUAGUAGAAAGUGCCAUAUAUGCAGGCUCUGCGACAUUGGCUGCUUCUGUAAGGAGAGUUUUGGGAGCUUUUAUUAAUCAGCGGACCACAAAUGGUGUCGAGAAGCUACUUUUCGGGCUUACUGAGCCUGUGAUAUUUCGGUCUUUACAGGUUGCAAACUCAAAUGUUCGUCAAAAUGCACUACAUCUGUUUCUGGACUUGUUUCCUUUUGAAGAUCCUGAUGCGACAAAGGAGGUGAAAGAUGCUUUGCUUGAUAAACAAUUUUACUUAUUGGAGAGAAUGCUCAUGGAUGACAGUCCUGACAUAAGAGUUGUUGCAGUGGAAGGUUCUUGCCGCAUACUGCAUUUAUUUUGGGAAAUUAUCCCUUCACCAACCAUCACAAAGAUACUAACAAAAGUUUUUAACGACAUGUCUCAUGACAUAUGCAAUGAAGUCAGGCUUUCCACAUUGAAUGGCAUUAUUUAUUUACUUGGAAAUCCACAAUCUCAUGAAAUUCUAAAAGUGCUUCUACCUAGAUUGGGGCAUUUGAUGGUUGAUAAUGUCCUUUCAAUACGACUAGCUGUGGUAGAUCUUCUCCUUGUCAUAAGGGAUAUUAGAAAUUUCCAGUUUCAUAAGGUGGUGGAGUUAGAUGUAUUAUUAUUUACACUAACUGAUGAUCAUUCUCAUGUCGCUCAGAAAAUAACAAAAUUACUUAUGCCCUCGUAUUUUCCCUCUAAAGCAUCCACUGAAGAGGCUUGUAACCGUUGUGUUACACUUAUAAAAAGAUCUCCGAUGGCUGGAGCAAGGUUCUGUGAGUUUGCUGUAUCAGAGGGGGCAUCUCUCAAGUCUGCCUUGGAACUUGUCAAAGUAAUCAUGAGCUUGGUCUUGUCACUUGAUAAGCUGCAAGGAGAUCACGUUAAUGGUUUUCUUCUUGCUGCUGCCAAUCUUUGCAGUAACCUUACCAGUGAGCCAAAAUACAAGGAUGCUCUUAGAGAAUUCUUUGCUGGCGAAAAAUUGAAGAGCUUGUUUGCUAAAGCAGCAUCUAGUCAGCAUGCUCAGUCUUCAAUAUUCAACAUUGCAUCCAUCAUAUCAGCGGAUGAUGUGAUUGAGCUUCUUGAUGGAUGCAUAAAUUUAAUAACAAAGUGUAGUGGUUUAUCAGGAGAUGUAGAAAGACAAGCUGAAGUGAGGUCUGCCCACAAGUUAUUGCUGUCUUGUAGUCAGCUUGAUAGUAUGCUCGAAGUUCUAACAUCACUUCUACAGAAAACAGCUUAUCGUUGCCACCUCAAAUUUGAUAUUGAAGUACCUAAACCAAGUGUUUUCUCUACGAAAAGAAAAAAAAUUAGGUCCUCUAGCAAAAUUAUAGAUCCGUGGAAAAAUGUCAGUAAAAAAAAGCCAGGCAAUUUUGAGGAGGACUAUUCAGUCUCUGUAGGAAUAGCCUGGCAAAUUGAAGACUUGCUUAAAUCAAUGGAUGGUAGGAAAGCUAUAUUGGAAUCUCAGAAUCUAGAACCACUAAUUCUAGCCUUAAAGGCCAUUUCUGAAAUCAGCAUUUUGCAGUGCACAAAUUGUGAAUAUAUGGACGUGUCGUCUGUUUUGGCAUACGCAGCUCUUUCAUUGCACAUGACUCUUGAAAAUGUUAGAAUAAGUAGUAUUUUAGAUUGUGGUAACAUGGGGAAUGAUAGCUCUGAUUCAAGUCUGAAGCAGACAAUUUUGGAACAGGCACUGGGCCACUUGCUCAACUGUACAGAGAAGCUAUUCCGAGCAGGUGACAUAGAAAAGUUGAGGAAACCACUUUCAGAGUCCAGGCAAGUGAAGAGUACUCGCAGAAAAAGGAACAAGGAACCAGAAGCAGAUGCCACUGGUCUAAGUGAUAAUGGAUCUGUCUGUACUGAAUCAAAAAGGUUGUCAAAUAAGGUGAAAAUGCUUACUUCAGUUCUCAAAUUCAUGGCUGAUGCUACUACAAUGGGUUUUGUUUUUCAUAAUCACGAGUGGUGCUUAAAAUUCACAUCAGACUAUUUGCGGCAUAUUGCAUCGACCUUAAGGAAGCAACCAAAUAACCUGAAUCAUUUUGAAGAGGAUGAUGGGAAAGAUAUAAUUCUGUGUCUGAAGAGCUCCCUCACCUAUGGAGCAAAACUACUCAAUCUAGCUCUUAAAGACGUCACAGAAACUUCACCACCUAGGCCACAAACUUUUGUUCUUGCCAAUGACAUGCUUGAUCUACUGACCUCAAUUGAACAACAUCUGGGCUCCAAUUAUGCUGCCAGGCUUGUGGCGGCAGCUAAGCCUUGGCUGCCUGAUUUGAUUCUGGCAUUAGGAUAUGGGCACAUGUUGAAACAGUUACAGGGAGAAGUGGCACAAAGGACUGUCCUCGAUUCCUUCAGGGUCCAUUUUCCACUGUGGCUCUUGGCCUUGGCUAAGAUUGAACUAGCUGAGCUGAGCAAAACUGAACUUGACGAGGAGGAUGAAACAGUUUCUGAACCAGAAGAACUACUUGCUUUCAAGAAACUUUUGGAAAUGAUUCUCGUUUUGGUGAAAGGAAAUCCCAGCAUUCUUGAUGCUGCUGGUGAAAUUUUCUUGGUUGGCUCCUUAGUCAGGUUGGAAGGGAAAGAUUAUGGGUUGGUAUUAGGACUUGUACACUUUGUAUGUGUCAAGUUAUUCAGACAUGGUGACAAAGAGUGGGGUGAUAUAAUGUUGGCCUCUCUGCAAAGUAUAUAUCCUCAGAUUGAAAGACACAUUGAAGAAGAAAGUGAUGAAGAUGGAAAGCAGAAAUUAGAGAGUGCGAGAGUAUUGCUUGAACCUGUUUGGAUGUAUCAUGUUUAUGAAACGGGGAAAGUUUCUGAGAUGGAAGAAUAGUUGGAAACUUUUGCAAAGUUUUUCAUAAAUGAGAAAGAAAAGGAUAUGAUAAUCCUUACUUUAAUGCUGUUUCUUUCUUGGUUACAAUUUCCACGUACUUGUAAUAAUGAGAUAAUGAAGUCUUUUAGUAAAGAAAUACAACCAAAAAUCACUGGGAAAUUUGACCAUAACAUUACAUAAUAUAAAAACAAGUUUAAAAAAUUGUAAAAUUUUGACCAAGCUGCCUUAACAUUCAAAGAAGGUUAUCUCUCUCUUCCCCUUCUCUCUUUCUCGAAUUCCCCCCUCUUUCACUCUCUUCAAAUUAGAACAUUGAAGCACUUUUAUAUAUAUCUAUAUAUAUAUAUGCAGGGUAUACCAUUUUGCACUCAGUAUUUUGCAAACGCUACUAAUUAUUUCUGUAUUUUGCUAAAUAUGAUAAUUCAGUAUUUUAUAAAAUAGAACAAAUUAAUCCCUGAUUGAUUUUGGUUAAAUAUUUUUUAACAUGACCAAAAUGCUUUCAUAUUUUAUUAAUUAAUUAAUUUAAUAAUAUAAAAAAUAAAUAAAAUAAAAUUUUAAUUAUUAAAUACAUUUAAAUGAAUUAAAAUAUAAAUAUAAAUUUAAUGAAUUAAAACAUAUCUAACAUAAUCAGAUUAAAUUAAAAAUAAAUAUAAUCAGAUUUAAUUAAAAACAAAAAAAAUCAAAUAGUCUCUUCUUCUUCUUCUUCUCUGCAAGUUGUUCCCUUCAACCUAGAUCUGGUGAAAUACUCGAAGUCGUCGUCGGAGGGAGACGUCAAUGGGUUAUGGGCUAGCACGAAGGAAGAGAGGUACUGGUUGGGGUCGAGUUUCUGGGCAACGAACGAGAGUUCAGAUCCGACACAGGCAGGCGAGGCUUCAGAUCUAAUAUAGGGCGACGGAUGGGGUUUCGGAUUUGACAUAGAUGAGCUUGGUCGACUUCGACCUACAAAUCUGGGCUUGAGGAGGCGAGGUGGGGAGCUCGCGGAGGCUCAAUCAACAAAGAAGCCAUUGGUGAUGCCAGAGAAUUUUGUUUGCAACCUAGGGUUUUCCAGUAGUGAGUAUUUUUAUUCCUGCUCAGAAAAAAUCGAAUGCUCAUGAAAUUUUCAGUCGAGGAAGACAAUAUUGCUGAUGGCAGAGAAUUGUCCAAGCUUUUGUGUCUUUGGAUUUGUUCAGAAAUUUUUGUAAGAAGAUGUGUAGGACAUGAAAUUUGGGGAUAAUUUCAUAAUGAAUAUAAACAUUAUAAUCUAGACGGGAAUAAGGGUUCAAUUUGUUGGCAUAAUGACGUGGAAGAGACGAUUUGUUCGAAUUUUUUUAUUGAA